AUGACCGUUAAUGAUUUUCUCGCCGGAUCGGUGGCCGGCGCGGCCGGUAUCUUCUUCGGCUACCCGUUGGAUACCGUGAAAACACGACUGCAGACGAGCUCCAGUUAUUCGGGCAUAAUUCAAUGCGUCGGGAAAGUGCUGAAAACCGAGGGGGUGCUAGGAAUGUACAAGGGGGUGACGGCGCCGUGUCUUUUUGCCGGCAUCCAGCACUCACUCCUCUUUGCCGGGUAUGCCACUACGCUGCAUUUGAUGCAUCCGGGCGAAGCGCACGUCGAGGCGCGCAAGGACCUGCCCCUGGCCGAGAUCAUGUUCGCCUCAUUCAUCGGCUCCAUCCCACAGCUAGUUCCGUCGAUUCCAGUGGAAGCUGUGAAGACAAGGCUUCAGUUUCAAACGGAGGGCUACGCGUCCGCCUCGGCCCGUUUUCACGGCCCGUGGGAUUGCGCACGAAAAAUGUGGAAAGCCGAGGGGAUUCGAGCCAUUUAUCGGGGCGGAAACGUGAUGGCCGUUCGAGACUGUUUCGGCAACCUAUUCUACCUGCCCGUCUACGAGACGCUACAUCGAUUUUUGAAGAACCAGGGCUCGAACACGACGGCUGCUCAGUUGAUAGCCGGAGGUUGCGCGGGCUCGGUUAGUUGGCUAAGCAUCUGCCCCCUGGAAGUGAUCAAGAGCAGGAUACAAAUUGCCGACACGCCCAGAUCAACCUUAGCCGUCGGUCGCGAAAUCCUGGCCGCCGAAGGCUGGCGGGCUUUUUAUAAAGGCGGUCUCUCGAUGGUGCUCCGCGGAUUCCCGGUGAACGCCAUCAUUUUCCUCGUCUACGAGCAGUGUCUGCUUUUCAUGGAAAAAGAAAAAACGGCCAGC
Mesorhabditis spiculigera is the source of this 858-nucleotide messenger RNA. The record is from the annotation of a GenBank genome assembly. Lineage: Eukaryota; Metazoa; Nematoda; Chromadorea; Rhabditida; Rhabditidae.